AUGGCGGAUGAAGAGCCUGAGAGGGAGCGGAAGCGAGGUGAUCUCGAUCGCUUCUAUUUUGACUCUUCCUGCGCAAGUUACCGCCAGAAUCCUUGCCGUACCCAAGUUCGCCCUCACAGGGACCUGAUUUCGAGAUUCGAGUCGUUCGUUCUCGGGCCUGGGGAGAAGAAGGUCGAAAUUGAAAUUGAUACUCGUGUCCCUUCCACUGCCAUAUUUACAUUCAACAAAGAGGAUCAUACUCUGGGAAACAUGAUCCGAUCUCGUCUCCUUCAGAGCCCGCAUGUCCUUUUCUCCGGAUACAAGAUCCCGCAUCCACUGGUACACAAAGUCCUCCUUCGCGUCCAGACCGAUGGUCAAAUCACGCCCAAAGACGCCGUCCUCACAGCCUGCCACGACCUAGUGAAAGACCUCGGAACGCUGAGCCGUGAAUUCACCAAGGAGUAUGAGUUGCGCAAGAUGGUCGGUGCCGGCGCACAGCAGCACGACGCACCCAACGGCCUCUAA
This is a messenger RNA of Arthroderma uncinatum, 504 nucleotides long. Its product is annotated as DNA-directed RNA polymerase II. The transcript is spliced from 4 exons. Gene Ontology annotation, biological process: transcription by RNA polymerase II. The record is from RefSeq and is a predicted model, not a curated record. NCBI's taxonomy places the organism in Eukaryota, Fungi, Ascomycota, Eurotiomycetes, Onygenales, Arthrodermataceae. Gene Ontology annotation, cellular component: RNA polymerase II, core complex. Gene Ontology annotation, molecular function: protein dimerization activity; DNA binding. Bases 1 to 504 code for a protein of 167 amino acids.